AUGGUGGAGGUCGACAAUCGGAGGGCAGUUGCCCUACAGGAGCGAAAUGACGACAGUGGAAUGGUGGCCUCCAAGUCCAUGGAAAAUCUCUCUUUCGGUGGUGUUGCUGCCGUGUAUCCACAGGCGAAGAUGCCCAAGAAGUACCGUGCACCUGCCAAAGGUGAAGUCAGCACCUACCGAGGAGCUGGAGUCCUCCCAGUGACAAGGCUGGAAGAUGGCCAAGCGCGUGUCCUUCUCUGGCAGCCACAGAGCGGGAAGAAGAAGGGUGUCCGGUGGUACGACUUCGGAGGUCGGAAGAAGGUCCCCGAAGAGUUCGCCAGUACCUGUGCAUGCCGGAAGUUCGCUAAGGAGACCUACGGACUGUUUGGAUGCGCCUUGAAGCUGGAGGGCGACAAUGCACCAGCACAGCUCCAGGAGUUGUACCAAGGCCUGGCGAAUUUGCCACUCAUGCUCAGAUCCAGCGAGGAGUGGGCUCACCUGCAGCUCCUAGACGAUGGCGCACGGAUCUUUUACAACGACAUUCACGAGUACUUCUUGUACAUGCUCUGCGUGCCGUAUGUUCCCGAGGACGUCCUCAAUGAGGUGUCCAAGAUCGUCGACAAUCGGAAACGGGUUUUCAGGUGGAUGACAAUGGAGGAGCUUGCACAAGAAGUAAUGGCACCAAGACUUCACACAGCGAGCUUGGCAGAGGCACUCGAGAAUCUCCAAGAGGAUCCUUUGGUCUUUCCAAGCCGGGCCUACGGCACUGCAGCUAGCAAUGUGGCGACGGGAAGCUUCGCGGCGGCUGUUGUGCGAUGA
Symbiodinium sp. CCMP2456 is the source of this 798-nucleotide messenger RNA. Lineage: Eukaryota; Dinophyceae; Suessiales; Symbiodiniaceae. The record is from the annotation of a GenBank genome assembly.